UAUAGCGUCGGUGCACAAUAUAGUUUCACCUCUUCCUAUAUUAUCUGCAUACAGUGAUUACCUCAACGACCACCUAGUAGUGCUCCCCCCCAGCUUCCAGUCGACCAAUUGACUGUGACUUACUACUACCUAAACAAAGCGCAUAAUUACUGUUGUCUAGAUGGCGACUCGUCUUUGUCGCGCGUUUGCUGGCGCACCGCUUGCUGCCAGUCGCGGCUUGUUGCACCGAGUGGUGACCAGCACAGCUCCCGUUUCACGUCCUGGGCAGACCUCACGUGCUUUCAGGACCACCACCGUCUGCAACCUCCAAGCCGGUAUCGUGGGGCUGCCCAAUGUUGGCAAGUCCACCCUGUUCAACGCGCUUGUGGAGAACGGCAAGGCUCAGGCCGCCAACUUCCCCUUCUGCACCAUCGAGCCCAAUGUGGGCAUUGUGCAGGUUGAGGACCCGCGGCUCAAGGUGCUCAGCUCCAUCUCGGGGUCCAAGGACCUGCUCCCCGCCACCGUUGAGUUCGUUGACAUCGCGGGUCUGGUGAAGGGUGCCAGCCGGGGCGAGGGCAUGGGCAACCAGUUCCUGACCAACAUCCGCAACACGGACGCCAUCUGCCAGGUGGUGCGCUGCUUCGAGGACGACGACAUCAUUCACGUGGCGGGCAAGGUUGACCCUCUGGACGACAUCGACGUCAUCAAUCUGGAGCUGGCGCUGGCGGAUCUGACGGUGCUGGAGAAGCGGGUGGAGAAGCUGAAGAAGGGCAAGAAGUCCUCAGACCAGGCGGAGCGGGACGAGGUGGAGUUGGGCGCGCUGGCCAAGAUCCAGGCGGCCAUCGAGGCGGGUCGCGGCGCCCGCACCGCGACCCUCUCCCGCGACGAGGCGGCUGCGGUGCGCGGGCUGGGUCUGCUGACUCUGAAGCCGCUGGUGUACGCAGCCAACGUGACGGAGGAGGACCUGGCGAGCGGGGGGGCGGAAAACCCGCACGUGAAGGCGCUGCGGAGCCGGGCGGCGGAGGAGGGCGUGGAGGUGGUGGUGGUGAGCGCCAAGGUGGAGGCGGAGCUGAACGAGCUGCCCAAGGAGGAGGCUCGUGAGUGGCUUGAGAGCCUGGGUGUGACGGACGGCGGGCUGUCCUCGCUGGUGCGCGCCACCUACUCCACGCUGGGGCUGCAGACCUACUUCACCACGGGGGAGAAGGAGACGCGCGCGUGGACCAUCCGCAAGGGCAUGACGGCGCCGCAGGCAGCGGGGGUCAUCCACUCGGACUUUGAAAAGGGUUUCAUCCGCGCCGAGACCAUCUCCUACUCCGACUACGUGAAGCACGGCGGCUACGGCGGCGCCAAGGAGGCGGGGGCGCUGCGGCUGGAGGGCAAGGAGUACGUGGUGCAGGAGGGGGACGUGAUGCUGUUCAGGUUCAACGUGUGA
This is a messenger RNA of Astrephomene gubernaculifera, 1411 nucleotides long. Lineage: Eukaryota; Viridiplantae; Chlorophyta; Chlorophyceae; Chlamydomonadales; Astrephomenaceae. The record is from the annotation of a GenBank genome assembly.